Electrophorus electricus (electric eel) is the source of this 2057-nucleotide messenger RNA. Lineage: Eukaryota; Metazoa; Chordata; Actinopteri; Gymnotiformes; Gymnotidae. The record is from RefSeq and is a predicted model, not a curated record.
GAAUGUAAUUAUCUAGUUAGGCAUUGUUUUUAAAGAAUACUCAGUGAAGUGCUCAAUAAUUAUACAUGCUGGGUCCCGCACAUCACGGUCGCCUACAUAUGGGUUGGGGCGCUUGUAACUCCUAGGUUCUCAUCUGUGCUACAAACAAAAAUUUGACACAACCAACAAGACCAUUUGGAUUUUAAGAUAUGGAAAUUCAUGAGCUAAUUCAAGGUCAGCACGUUUUAGGUAACCCAUGACAAAACAGCUACGUGAUGACUAAAGCCAUCCUAGAAACAUAUCCAGUUGCUAAGCAACAUCUGGUUCAACACAGGAGACGAGUGAAGUCCUAACUAUCUAAUACGGCCCUUAUACACUGCUAAACAGUAAUACCGUGGAGAUGAACAGGAUAUAUAAAACAAUGGAACCCAGUGUGGUUGAUGAGCAGAUGCUCCAAAAAGCAGUUGAGGAGCAGGGACCUCAAGACCAGGCUGGCCGUAUCGCCAAAGAGGAGGGUAUCCAGUACCACGAAGUGAUUCAACUGCGCCUGGACUACAGAAACAUCUUAAAGAUUGACCAUUUAUGGGAGUUCACUUCAUUAACAAAGCUUCAACUACAUAAUAACCUUAUUGAGAAGAUACAGGGCUUAGAGAAGCUCAUCAACCUUGAAUGGCUUGAUUUGUCUUUCAAUAAUAUUCAGGUUAUUGAGGGAUUGGACACACUUGUGAAACUUCAAGACCUGAGUUUGUACAACAAUUAUAUUUCUGUCAUAGAGAACAUGGAUCCACUGAAAAACUUACAAAUCUUUUCUCUUGGUAACAAUUUGAUCUCCCAGCUCGAUAAUGUAAUAUACCUAAGAAAAUUUAAGAACUUGCGUACGCUCAACCUUGCUGGAAAUCCAGUCUGCAAAGAGGAAAACUACACGAUUUUUGUGGCUGCAUACAUAUCAGACCUGGUUUACCUGGAUUUCAGACCACUGGAUGAACAAACGAGACAAAAGGCCUUUACGCAGUACCAGUAUGCCAUUGAGGAGAUGAGGCACAAUGACCUGCAGGAGCAGAGGGCAACGGAGGCUCAGAAAAACAAUGAAGAAGAGCUCCAACUGCACAAGGAUGCAUUUGUGGAGCACUUGAAUGGGUCACAUCUGUUUGACAGCAUGUACGCAGAUGAUGCUGAGGCAGCUAAAUUGGCAUACCUCCCUGGAGUGGCCACGCUACUAGAAUCAUACCAGACCCAGCUGGUGGCAUUAUGUGUGCAGAUAUUUGAAGUAGGUUUAACACAACACACAUGCAGGCAGAAUGAAAUGGAUGCCUUCUUCACCGGUUUCCAAGACGCAGUGGCUGACAAUCAGCAGCGAGGCGCUGAGAUAGCAGCUGACUUUGAGAGGUCCAGGAGACAGGUGAUGGCAGGGAUGCAGCAGGCAGCGAACAACAGAUUGGAGGCCCGAAUCAGUAAUUAUAGAGAUGAAAUCACCCAGCUCUGUCACACUCUCAUGACACUGGAGCUGCAGCUGGUGGGCCAGCUAGAGGACAUCACUAAAGACUUUGAGAGGAACAUUUCGGACAUGGUUGGAGGGUUCAUUGAAUAUGUCCAAGGAUUAUUUGUUCAGUGCCGUGAUCUGGAGAACCACCACCAUGAGAAAUUGCUGGAGAUUGCUGUGGCAACACUAGAAAAGGUGGCUAAGAAUGAGCUGGAGGAGGAUUUGCCUGAUGACGUUCGCUUGCUCUUUGUGGAUAAGGACACUGCGGUCAGUGCUGUCAGCGCCUCCCAUGACACACACCUGCUGAAGAUUGACAACAGGGAGGACGAGCUCAUGACACGGAUAAACAGCUGGAUGACUGCACUAAUAAAGUCGAUACAUGAUGAAGAGAUCAAGCGGAAUCGCAAACGCAUCUCGGAGAUUCAUAACUACGUCGAUUAUGUAAGGGAGCAGCUUGAGGAGUUGCAUUUGCAAGAGCACCAGUAAGAGAGUAGAACAGGACUGCUCAGACAUCACAUCCAUGUGAUGCACAUUCCAAGUUCACAGUAAAUAGGAAAUUUGAACUAUCUUUAGAAGUGUACGUUUUUCUGGCAUUAAA